Molecule: messenger RNA, 993 nt
Organism: Anopheles cruzii
Lineage: Eukaryota; Metazoa; Arthropoda; Insecta; Diptera; Culicidae
Product: esterase AGAP003155
Exons: 2
Coding region: 66-833 (255 amino acids)
Biological process (GO): response to retinoic acid
Cellular component (GO): nucleus; cytoplasm
Source: RefSeq, a predicted model, not a curated record
UUCGCUGCUCCACGCCAAAGACAAUCCAAUUAGGUGUUCUAGGACACCUCACACGUCUGCAGAAAAUGUCGGGAAAAGCUGAAUCUGAACCAGAGGGGUUGAAGCUGAAGGUGCUAGCACUACACGGAUACCGGCAAAACGGGGACAGUUUCCGUUCGAAGCUAGGAUCAUUUCGGAAGCAAGUCAACAAGUACGUCGAGCUUGUGUUCCUAUCUGCACCGCACAUAGCAGCACCGCUGGAGGACGGAGGUGAGCAGGACCCAGUGCAACGAAGUUGGUGGUUCAACAAGGACGAUCGGACGUUCAAGGGAACGAACCAGGGUGGUCCGGCGUACGGGUUCGACGAAAGCCUAAAGCUGGUAGAAAAAACGUGGGAAGCGGAGGGUUGCCAUGGCUUGCUAGGUUUCUCGCAGGGCGCCUGCUUUGCCGGGUUACUGUGUGAUCUGAGCGCUCGAGGCAUGACCACGGUAAAGCCACAAUUUGCCAUCCUGUCAUCCGGCUUUCGUUCUGGCAGUUUGGUGCAUUUGAAUUAUUACGAAAACAAAAUACAACUUCCUUCGCUGCACAUUUUCGGCGACACAGACGAAAUCAUAACGAAAGACAUGAGCGUCACGCUUUCGGACACCUUCCUGGAGCCACUGGUUGUGACUCAUGCCGGUGGGCAUUAUUUUCCGGCACAGGCUACAAUGAAGCAAACGUACAUCGAUUUCUUUCGUGACCAGCUACAGCUGCAUUUAGAAGCCAAAGAACUAGCGAAUGCUACGGAGGAGAAUAGUUUCCACGUUGAACAGCCAGAGGGUAACCCCGAUGCGGAUGAUUCGGAUUCUGAGUAAGGUAUCGGUGCUGCGUCGUAGACUAUUAAGACUUUAGUUUCAUUUUCCAUAAUUUAAUUACUCAAAACCGUACGAAUAAAAUUACCCGAAGAAUAGAAAGAAAAUAAAGAGUCGGUGACAAGGAUUGGGGGGGGAACAUCCUCCUUGUCCGCACCGAAUG